AGGCGUGGGGCUCCGGCUGAGCGGCUGGGACCUUGAGGGCGGCCAGGCCGGCUUUGUAGCCAGCAGGGAGCAGGGAGCUUAGGGAAACGACUCCGAGAAAGCGGGCGCGCCACAGAGAAGGCGAGAAGAGCUCGGGAAACCCGACCGAGCUUUUACGCAAGGCUGCCAACUGGCUGCUCCAAAUUCGUGCCAGCUCCUGAGAACGCGCGACCGGACACCAGUUCCAGCCACUGCCGCAGACAGCUCGCCGCUCGCCGCAGGAGGCCGGGGGCGGCCCUGCAGGGACCUUUCCCAGACCGCCUGGGCCGCCCGGAUGUGCACUAAAAUGGAACAGCCCUUCUACCACGACGACUCAUACGCACCGGCGGGAUACGGCCGGACCCCUGGCAGCCUCUCUCUCCACGACUACAAACUCCUGAAACCCAGCUUGGCUCUCAACCUGGCGGAUCCCUACCGAGGUCUCAAAGCGCCGGGAGCGCGCGGUCCCGGCCCGGAGGGCAGUGGAGCGGGCAGCUACUUUUCUGGUCAGGGAUCAGACACAAGCGCGUCUCUGAAGCUGGCCUCCUCAGAACUGGAACGCUUGAUCGUCCCCAACAGCAACGGCGUGAUCACGACGACGCCCACGCCCCCGGGACAGUACUUUUACCCCCGCGGGGGUGGCAGCAGUGGAGGUGCCGGGGGCGCAGGGGGCGGUGUCACCGAGGAGCAGGAGGGCUUCGCCGACGGCUUUGUCAAAGCCCUGGACGACCUGCACAAGAUGAACCACGUGACGCCCCCCAAUGUGUCCCUGGGCGCCAGCGGGGGUCCUCAGGCCGGGCCCGGGGGCGUCUAUGCUGGCCCGGAGCCGCCUCCUGUUUACACCAACCUCAGCAGCUACUCCCCGGCUUCCGCACCCUCGGGAGGCGCCGGGGCUGCCGUCGGGACCGGGAGCUCAUACCCGACGGCCACCAUCAGCUACCUCCCACAUGCGCCACCCUUCGCCGGCGGCCACCCCACGCAGCUGGGCUUGGGCCGCGGUGCCUCGGCCUUCAAAGAGGAACCGCAGACCGUGCCGGAGGCUCGCAGCCGCGACGCCACGCCACCGGUGUCCCCCAUCAACAUGGAAGACCAGGAGCGUAUCAAAGUGGAGCGCAAGAGACUGCGAAACAGGCUGGCCGCCACCAAAUGCCGGAAGCGGAAGCUGGAGCGCAUCGCGCGCCUGGAGGACAAGGUGAAGACACUCAAGGCCGAGAACGCGGGGCUGUCGAGUACUGCCGGCCUUCUCCGGGAGCAAGUGGCCCAGCUCAAACAGAAGGUCAUGACUCACGUAAGCAACGGCUGCCAGCUGCUGCUCGGGGUCAAGGGACACGCCUUCUGAGCCUCCUCCACCCCAUACGGACACCCCCAGCCUGGACUGCUGGAAGCACGCCUCCCACUGGGGUGAGGGCAGCGACCGGCAGCCGCCCUGAGACCUGGAGGCGCCUCAGACACACUGGACUCCGGCCCGUCCGCCCUGCGCCCGGUCCUUCCACCUCGACGUUUACAUGGCCCCCCUUCCAGCGUAUUUUGUAUGUUGUUUUUUUCCUGGAAAGAGACUGAAUUCAUAUUGAAUAUAAUAUAUUUGUGUAUUUAACAGGGAGGGGAGGAGGGGGCGACCGCGGCGGAGCUGGCCCCGCCGCCUGGUACUCAAGACCGCGGGGACACUAGGGAGGGGACCUCCGCCCCUUGCCCUCCCCCUCUGCACAGUACUGUGGAGAAGAAACACGCACUUAGUGUCUAAAGAGUCUAUUUUAAGAUGUGUUUGUGUGUGAGUGUGUUAGACUUUUUAUUGAAUCUAUUUAAGUAAAAAAAUGGUUCUUUAUUAA
This is a messenger RNA of Nannospalax galili (Upper Galilee mountains blind mole rat), 1844 nucleotides long. RefSeq names its product JunB proto-oncogene, AP-1 transcription factor subunit (gene Junb). NCBI's taxonomy places the organism in Eukaryota, Metazoa, Chordata, Mammalia, Rodentia, Spalacidae. The transcript has a single exon. The record is from RefSeq and is a predicted model, not a curated record. Gene Ontology annotation, biological process: regulation of transcription by RNA polymerase II; regulation of cell population proliferation; regulation of cell cycle. Gene Ontology annotation, cellular component: transcription regulator complex. The coding region runs from base 314 to 1357 and encodes 347 amino acids. Gene Ontology annotation, molecular function: transcription factor binding; DNA-binding transcription factor activity, RNA polymerase II-specific; RNA polymerase II cis-regulatory region sequence-specific DNA binding.